GCUGGCAUGAUAUGCUUCGAUCGAAUUGACCCCACUCCAGAACCGCUGAUUUUACACCCACAACUCUUUCAACCACACGCAUGAUCGCGCAUCGCACGAGUCCCGGUACCCUUUCCCUUUGUCCGUUGACACCGGUCUCCAUAUAAAAAUCCAACAAAGAAAUCAAGGGGAGAGAGAGAGAGAUAGUAUCGAAGAAACGGCCUCGCGCGAGCGCUUUGUGGUACCUUUGUUUUCUUUUUCCAUGAGCUGUUUUUCGCCCAGCUAUAUAAUUCAUCAUGUUUUGGCGUUUCGGGGGAUAUGCAAGUAUCUCCUCCAUUGAUACCCUGCUCGACAAGCCUGAUGUCUCGCUCGAGGAGCUGCUGGACGAGUCCGAGCUGGUCCAGGAGCUCAAGCAGCAUAAUACGAAACUCAUAGAAUAUUUACGCGAUGAUAAUGUCUUGAAACGGCUUAUGGACUAUGUGAUCGCGCCCAGCCUGGUGAACGACGAUGACGAGGAUGAAGAUGAGGAUAAGGACAAGAAAGAGAAAGAGAACAAGACCGAGAAUGAUACCCAUGACAGUGAUGCGGCGGCCGAGGGACAGGAAGAUCCCUCGGAGGAGAAGCGCGGGGAUCCGUUGAAGGACAUCUUGAGCCCGGAGGACCUGGAUAAGGCCGAGAAGGAUCGCCUCAAGCGCGCUUAUAUUGCCUGCGAGAUUCUGUCCUCCGAAGUGUGGUCCAUCAUGGAGUCGGUCAUGCUCAACCCGCGCGCGCUGCGAGACUUCUGGGGCUUCCUGAGGAGAUCGCCGGCCCUGGAUUCCGUCCAGGCGAGCUACUUCACCAAGGUCAAUGAAACCUUGUUCGACAAGAAGACCGGUGACAUGCUCGAUUUCUUCAAGUCGCUCGACGGGAUUAUCCCCGCCUUCCUCCAGCACAUCGACAAUCCAAUGGUCAUGGACCUGUUGCUGAAGAUUAUCAGUCUGGAAAAGGCCGAAGGGGGCCAGGGGAUUGUCGAGUGGUUGAAAACGCAAGACUUAAUACCGACGCUCCUGUCCUAUCUCUCCCGCGACCACCCUGACUCGGUCCAAACGUCCGCCGGCGAUUUCCUCAAAGCCAUCAUUACCAUCUCCGCCAACGCGACCCAGAAUGACCAAUCCUGUAUUGGUCCCAACAGCCUGACUCGCCAAAUGGUCUCCACGCCAUGCAUUGAGAGCCUGAUCCAGGCGAUGCUUCUGGGUGGGAACACCCUCACCGUCGGGGUCGGGAUCGUGAUCGAAGUCAUCCGAAAGAACAAUUCGGACUAUGACCCGGAGAACAUCAACAGCCCCGAGACCAUGCCCUCCACCUACGACCCGAUCUACCUCGGCAACCUGCUGCGCCUGUUUGCGAAACAUAUCCCCGACUUCAUGGCGCUGAUCCAGAGCUCGAGGCACACCGUGAAGGACGGCAGAGACGUGAAGAGUGUCGAACGAGGCCAGCUGAGCUCCGCAUGGGGUGCCAAGAUUGAGCCCCUAGGGUUCGACCGGUUCAAGACCUGCGAGUUGAUGGCCGAGCUGCUCCACUGCAGUAAUAUGGGCCUGCUGAACGAGCCCGGCAGCGAUGACUACGUCGAGCAGCGGGAUGCGGACCGCGAGCGGCUGGCACGGGAGGGCGCCUUCAAUCUGCACCAGGAAGAAACCUCGGUUUUUGACGGAAACGACUCGACCACGGACUUUGUGAAUGGGUCCGUCAUCGGGUAUGGCUCUCCCGAAGGCUCCAAGAUCACGGCGGGCGAGGACGGUUUCGACGAAGUGAGCUCUUCCGGGGUUCUUAUCGACAAAGAGAAAGACGCUGGCGUUCCAGGUGCCCCUAGCGGCGAAUCCCAGUCGGAGCGGACCCCGGCGACAGCGGAAGCUUCUCCCGCAUCAGGGGCAGACCCCUCGAUCAAGGAGCACGAUGGCCAGCCGAAGCCAGCUGUCCCGGCCAUUUCAACGCCUGAACCAUCCCAAACGCCCCCAUCCGAUCCGCUUUCUCCUAGCACGCUAGGUCUCACAGACCGGAUUGGAGAGGUUUCUCUCAACAAUCAGACAGGCCUGGAGGAACCCAAGGCUUCUUCUGCGGUGAGCUCGGGUGAGCUGGCAGAAUCGUUGCAGAGCGAUCCCUCGCAGUCCUCUGCGCCCAUGUCCUCCAAUCCCGAGGCGGUCCCUGCGCCUCUCUUUUCCGCAAGCCAGCAGGGUCAGCAGGAGACGCCUCAGCCCGACGCUGCGGAUUCCGAAAACAACGCUGCACAGGUGCAGCAGAUGCAUCCGGAUGUCCAGGUAGAUACAAACGGUCAACCUGUGGUAGGUGACUAUCUCAAGAUCAUGUUUGUUGAGAAUCGGGUCGUCCCCACCAUCUUGGGCUUCUUCUUCCGGUUCCCCUGGAACAAUUUCCUCCACAAUGUGGUCUAUGAUGUGAUCCAGCAGGUCUUCAACGGGCCCAUGGAGCGCGGCUACAACCGCGCAUUGGCCAUCGAUGUCUUCGAGACUGGCCGUAUCACGCACGCCAUCGUCGAAGGGCAAAAGCGAAGCGACGAGACGCAACGGGCCAAGCAGAUCCGGCUCGGGUACAUGGGUCAUCUGACCCUGAUCGCGGAAGAAGUCGUCAAGUUCGGUGAACGUCACCCACCCGAGCUCCUUUCGCCAGCAGUGAUGGACAGCGUGUUGAACCCGGAGUGGAUCGAGUACGUGGAGCAAACGCUCUCCGAAACUCGCGAGCGCGACAAUGCGAUCCUCGGCGGAGUACGACCGGACAUGGCGAUCGGGCAUCGUCAGGGCACGGCGAAUACCGGACAAGGUACGAGUACUUCGUCAGCCCUUGCCGAUGCGGGGUUGAACGGUCAGAUGGGAGGAAACUCUGGCUUCCAGGGCUUCGACGCGAACCAGGGGAGUGUCUCUGGAGGGGCAUUCGGGUUUGGGGGCAAUGGCGGCUCUUCGCUAAGCGGGUUUGCCAGCUCGAGUGAUGACGAGGACGAUGACAUGGAGGACCAAGACGAUAGAGCUGGGGGUGAUGCAUCCGCAGAAGGCGGUCCUGAAAAUGUGGGUGACGAUUUUUUUACCGAUGUUGACAUGAGUGACCCAUGAGAUCUUAUACUAUGACGAUUCUUCCGUUUUACCGUUUGACCCUUCUACCCUUUGAUACCCUGUCUGUUUGCUCCAUGUCCUCAUACUUGUCUUUCUGCGUGCGUGACCUUCUAUUGGGUCGUUUAGCAGGAAAGAUGCGCAUGAUGGAACAUGAAUGUGGAGGUCGU
Molecule: messenger RNA, 3244 nt
Organism: Aspergillus campestris IBT 28561
Lineage: Eukaryota; Fungi; Ascomycota; Eurotiomycetes; Eurotiales; Aspergillaceae
Product: SAPS-domain-containing protein
Exons: 3
Coding region: 276-3077 (933 amino acids)
Cellular component (GO): cytosol; nucleus
Molecular function (GO): protein phosphatase binding; protein phosphatase regulator activity
Source: RefSeq, a predicted model, not a curated record